GCUGUGUCGGCUCCCUCUGGGUAAGGACAGAGGCCCAGAGGCCCAUCUGGCUGCUCCGGACAAUUGCAUACCCCAGGCCCCUGCCCGACCCUUCACUUUUCCACCUUGGCGUCCUGGGAAUUGCAGGCGCCGAUCUUGUGCGCCCAGAAGCGGCGACGGGGGGAGCUAGAGGCUCACGGUGAGCCCUGGACUGGAGCAAGGACGCAUCCGGCAGGGAGCUGGGCUGGGGCUGUCUCCGUGAGGACCCCAAGGCGCGCCCGCUGCCAGCAGAUCCCAGAGCCGAGCCGGGCAGUGGGGAUGGGAGGGAAGGAGACUGGAGCGGAGAGGGCACGCCCUGGCACUACCGCGGGACACCCAAUUCCCAGGAUCGGGAAGAAGAAUAGCGCACCAGAUUUCCUGCGGGAUCCUAGCUCUCAGGAUCUGACUUGUGGGUGGGGGGUCUCCCAGCUGUCCAGCCGCGGUCCCUGCACUAGCCAGGCGAGGCGCUGGCGGCCUGGCAUUAUCGCCUGAAGCCCAGGCCAGGGGCUACUGCGCUCCACCCCUCCCCGUGCGACUCCCAGGCACUUGCUCUAGGGUCAAGGUCGGGGCGGGCAGGAGUCACCCUGGGCUUCUGCAACAGAGCCCCUUUGGAAAGUGCAUCUGCCGGGUCUAGCCUGACCUAAAAACCAACGAGACCUACUCACUGCGCUCUGCCGGGGGACCCCCAGGCUGACACCGGUCCCUCCCAGCCGACCCCCGCCUAGCGCGGCCGGCCUCUUGGGCUCUCCCAUGCCACCAGGUUCAGCUCUGCGGGCUCAGGGGCGGCCCCUUCCGGAGGGCGGCCUUCAGGCGACCGCGCGGUCCUAGGAAGCCCCGGGAUGCCUUUACUUAGACCUGCAGCUCUAGCUGGAGAACUCUCCACAGCACAGUUCUCCGAGAAAUACCUGUGCCGGAAAGGGAGGGCGUGGGAAGAGAGAUGAAGAGAACGACAGGGUCCAAGAGUGGAAGGAGAAAGGGGAUGAGGAAGAAGGGAAUUUUUAAAAAAGGAAAGGACUGACCGGAGGAAAUUCCCUGGGCUUGGCCCCUUUUCUGGGAUCAGUCCAAAAAGCCGAAGGUGUAUCAAGGUGUCCGAGUGAAGAUGACCGUGAAGGAACUACUGCAGCAAAGAAGGGCACACCAGGCCACCUCGGGGGCAGACCUGUCAGGAAGCAGCAGUAUCCACCUUCCAGACCCCAGCACGCCAUCGUCUGCAGGACUAUAUUUUGAACCCGAACCAAUGUCUUCCACACCCAGUAAUUUUCAACCCCGAGAAUUUUCCACCUGUGUCUCUUGUGAAGAAAGCCCAAGCUGCCUUGACCAGAUCUUUGAGUCCUACCUUCAAACAGAGACACUCCCAGGGCCUUUGCUCAACUCCAUGCAAAGUGCUCCCCACUACUUCCCAGACAGCUGUCAAGUGGCCCCUUUCUGCUAUAACCAGAGCCUGACUCCAGGAUCGCCUUCGGAUUCCUCCAGCCUCUCCGGCUCCUUUGACUGCAGCUAUUCACCAGCUCAGCCACCCUCCUACACUCCAGAGAAUUACACUUCUCCUCCUUCUCUGGAUUCCCUAACCCACAGCCUCUCAGAAGAAGGCUACUCUUACCACCACCACUGGCCUUCCCACACCCAGUACAACCACUUCUCCCCGGCCACCCCCUCCGUCUGCUACUGUGCAUCCUGCGAAGCAGAGCACUUGGAUGCCAUCAGAACCUCGGAGUUCUUCUCCUACUCCAGCACGGACUAUGUGGACUUUGCCCCCUCGGCAGCUACCACCAGCGAUUUCUAUAAGAGGGAAGCGAGCUGUGAUGCCUGCUACAGUUAGUAAAAACCACACUGGAGCGUGGUGUGGGUACAUAUGCUUCUCUACUGUAUCUAGAUGACACUUAAACCUUCAGCCCAUUCACAAAAUCUCCCACAUGUGGUUUACAUCUCACGGUUUUCAACCUCCUGAUACUAGUGUAGGAAUCGAUAUAAAGCCCUUAAACCUGGUUUCCUACCACUCUUAUUUUAUACACUCGCUAUUAAAAAUUUUUAUAUGGAAUUUCUCCCGUGCCUUGCUUCUCAGUAUAACGAACAAACUCUUUUGUAAACUAAUAAAUAACUUUGUAUAACAAA
Mesocricetus auratus (golden hamster) is the source of this 2130-nucleotide messenger RNA. It is a transcript of the gene Pou2af3, whose product is annotated as colorectal cancer associated 2. Lineage: Eukaryota; Metazoa; Chordata; Mammalia; Rodentia; Cricetidae. The transcript has 5 exons. The coding region runs from base 1118 to 1837 and encodes 239 amino acids. Gene Ontology annotation, cellular component: cytoplasm. The record is from RefSeq and is a predicted model, not a curated record.